This is a messenger RNA of Pediculus humanus corporis (human body louse), 1509 nucleotides long. RefSeq names its product UBA domain-containing protein, putative. The coding region runs from base 1 to 1509 and encodes 502 amino acids. Gene Ontology annotation, molecular function: GTPase activator activity; metal ion binding. The transcript is spliced from 7 exons. Lineage: Eukaryota; Metazoa; Arthropoda; Insecta; Psocodea; Pediculidae. The record is from RefSeq and is a predicted model, not a curated record.
AUGAGUUCUUUAGGGAGAAAUGAAUCGAAAGCGGAAAAAGACAGGCAAAAACAAAUUCAGGAUAAAUGUCAAGCACUUUUAACGCAAAUGUUAAGAGAUGAAGAUAAUAAAUAUUGUGUCGAUUGCGAUGCCAAAGGUCCAAGAUGGGCUUCGUGGAACCUUGGUGUGUUCUUAUGUAUCAGGUGUGCUGGAAUACAUAGAAACCUAGGAGUUCACAUAUCUAAAGUGAAAUCUGUUAAUUUGGAUUCAUGGACUCCUGAGCAAGUUGUUAAUUUGCAACAAAUGGGUAAUUCAAAAGCUAGAGCUGUGUACGAAGCCACAUUGCCAGAUUCUUGGAGGAGACCGCAAACCGAUUUAAGCUUAGAACAUUUUAUUAGAGCUAAAUAUCAACAUAAAAGAUAUAUAGCUAAAGAAUGGGUGCCUCCUCCGAUACCUAAGGUCGAUUGGGAUAAAGAAUUAGAGGAAGAAGCUGAAAAGCAAAAAAAGAAAAAAAAAGACAAACCUGUUCCUUUGGCUAAUAGGAAACAGUUAACUGAUGCAGCAGUACCGCCCGCAUUACCCAAACCAAAUUCAAGUCCUAAAGCUUUAAGAACGAAAAAUGAAUCGACUAAUAAAAGUUCGGCUGUCGAUUUAUUGGGCUUAAAUUCUCCAGUGUCUGGCACUCCUUCGAACGCAAGCGGUAGUUCAGAUGAUGUUUUUUCAAACUUUUUGAGCGCACCACCAGCAAGUGUAAGUCCCAACCAUGACAAAAAUCAAUCUCCGGGUAAGACGGGAGAAGUAACAACAACAACGGAGAACACGACGACGACGACGACGACUACGACGACAACUCGAUCGGCCGAAGAAGAAAGUUUUUUCAAUCAGUCAACAAUCAAUACGGAAAAAAAACUUAGCAAGGAUUCCAUUUUGGCUUUGUACGGAUCGAGCAAUGUUCCAAACCAAAACGCUGCCACCAUGUACAAUAAUGCAGGUUUGUACCAGCAAACAAUGAAUUCAUUCCAACAGAUAAAUCCUUAUCCGAAUGGCGUUAAUCAAGGUUUUGCUACAAGUGCACCUCAACCUGCCAUUCACGGUUCGAAUCCAUUUUUCAACAUGUACGGCAAUCAGUUACCCAACAAUCAAUUUCCGUUUCAGUCUUUCUCACAGCAUGCUAAUUAUUCAGCUAGUUCACAAAGAAAUCAAUCUCAAAAUGGUGACUUACUCGGAGGAGAUUUUUCCAUUGGUGGCAGUGGUAGUGGUAGUGGUAGUAGUAGUAUUAUUAAUAAUAAUAAUAAUAAUAAAGGAGAGCUUGCGCAACAAAUGUCGGGAUUAAACUUGAAUCCCGGUCCAACUGGACAAACUCUUCCGCCGCCGCAACCACCUCCUCCAUCAUCAUCAUCAUCAUCAUCCACCCCGUUGUUCGGAUCAAUGACAAAUUAUACGGGAGGAAAUUAUCUGACUACUCAUCAACAGCCCAACGCGAAUCAAUCGAUGGCGGGUCAAACGUUCACGAUGCAUUUAUGGCAAUAA